Messenger RNA from Tachysurus vachellii, 1653 nucleotides. It is a transcript of the gene mims2, whose product is annotated as family with sequence similarity 210 member B. The record is from RefSeq and is a predicted model, not a curated record. Lineage: Eukaryota; Metazoa; Chordata; Actinopteri; Siluriformes; Bagridae. The coding region runs from base 170 to 1018 and encodes 282 amino acids. The transcript has 3 exons. Gene Ontology annotation, cellular component: mitochondrion.
AGAACCUCCUACUGAUGUAGAACAACAGCGGUGGAGCAGCGUUGUGUUGUCUGUCCUCAUGGUGUGUGUGCGUGGGUUAGUAAGUCACCAGUGUGACUGCUAGGAUUUGUCAGUAGAUAAAUCGUCUCUCAAAGCGCCGGUCAUUCGCCAUAAGAGUUUGGAAGAGACAAUGUUUCUGUGUCGAGGACGAAGGUCUGUUGUUCCUUCAUCAUUUAGUUUCGGUAACUUAGCUGGUUCGGUGCAGGUUGCAACAAACACACCACAGGACGCCAUCUGGUCAUUACAUAACUCCAGCAUUAUUUCCGGCUGUCAGGUCCGUGCCAGAGGAGCAAUGAAUGUGUUUAAUUUAAGCCUGCGUGGUGUCAUGAUACAGGGCGAACCUGGGAACACUAACAUGUAUAAAUAUCCUGCUUGGACGGCCUACGAAUCGGUUUCAAGGUUUGGCUUCAUUUUGCCUUUUUCGUGGAGGAGCAAAGAUGGUUUUACGAACGAACGACUAAAUUCACCGAAAAGCUUUUUUUGUCUUGGUCCCCAAACGUGUAUCAUUCGCUCAAGUGCGUCACCAAACGCUCAAAAACAGCAUGAAGCCGAUUGGACGAAGGGGGAAGAAGCCGCACAGGUUAACAAGGUAAUGCUUUCUAAGAGCCCACAUGGAGGAGCUGAAAAACCAGAGCCUGAGGAAAAGCAAAAUAAAACAAAACAGCUGAAGAAGGUUUUUCAGGAAUAUGGUGCUGUUGGUGUUUCAUUUCACAUUGGAAUAUCUUUAAUUUCUCUUGGAAUUUUCUACAUUGCUGUGUCUAGUGGGAUCAACAUGACUGAUGUCCUUUGCAAGCUGGGCUUCAGUGAAUCCGUAAUUCAGUCAAAGAUGGCUGCAGGCACUAGCACAUUUGUGCUAGCUUAUGCUGUUCACAAACUCUUUGCUCCAUUUCGGAUCAGCAUCACUCUUGUGUCUGUACCACUCAUAGUGCGAUAUCUUCGGAAAACAGGUCUCUUCAAAUCCUUACCACCUCGUCUGUGAACAAGCAAUUUUGUUUUAUUUGCAUUCUUUAUUAUGCUUGUAUGCAUUUGUCUGUGUAUUCAACCAAGAAUUUGAAAAAUAAUAAUCUGAGGUAAGGUUAACUAAAUUAUAUAAUCUGUCUUUAAAUUUGUCUUAUAUAUACUUUUGUACAAUGAAUAAAAAGACUUAUGUUUUGGGGUGAAAAUUUCUUCUUCUUUUUAUCAAUAAUAAUAAUAAUAAUAAUAAUAAUAAUAAUAAUAAUAAUAAUGUUAUAUGAAUUGAAUCCCAGUGGGCAAUAUGGGGAUAUGAACUAAAAUGACAGACCCUGAAGCCCUAAGGUUUUCUGUGAAUCUGUGAAGGCACUCAAGAGUAAAUAGGGUUUUUGAGUAAGUAAGGCUCCAUAUUCCUUGACACGUGGUGGCCAAAUUGUUUAUACAGUACAUAUCAAAAAUUGUUUUUGAUAAUUACUAUGGUUGAGGAAGUAGGAGUAGGUAAAUGGUUCUUGAAGUGAUGUUAGGUAGCUUGGAAGAACACAAGGGCUCAGUGUAAAGAUUUGUUUUGCUUGCGGACUCAUCAUUUAUAAGAUAUGGUCCAAAAUGUAAACACUUGUACUCUAGUAACACCAUUUGGCUAAUUAAAAAAAAUAAAAAAUGACA